AUGCAGGACAUAGACAACGGUUUGCGAUCAAUACCCAUAAACCUGUCAGGAACGGCUCUGAAUCGUGCCAUCAAAGCGGCCAGGCAUAUUCAGAAAGAGCUUGAGGAAACAAUCAGGCAAAGAAGGACCGAUCUUUCAGGACAUGAUUCAUCUUCAGUGAUGGACAUCAUGUGGCAUUUGAUCCUGGCAACAGAUGAAAAUGGUCAGUCAUUUUUGACGAGGACAUUUGCAAGCAAUUUGGCAUCUUUUUUAGUGGGAAGCUACUCAACCAUGCAAAGCACUAUCACUAGCAUCAUGAAGUAUCUUGCAGAGUUUCCAGAUGUGUACGAGUCUGUCCUUAAAGAUGCCAUCAGGAAGCUGCCUUUAGCGAAGGCUAAGAGGUACUUGGAGGAUGUUUUGGCCCAUAAGCAGGCAAUUCCGUUUACACGUUUCUGUGGAGGUGUUGGGCGUACUGCUCAGGCCAAGAAUAGGCAUUCAAAUGGACAGGGUCGCUGGCCUGUUAAAUCUGCUAGCUUCAUUUUGGAUUUGCUCAAGAAUGCUGAAAGCAAUGCAGAGGUGAAAGGCUUGGAUGUGGAUUCACUUUUCAUUUCUCACAUUCAAGUGAAUCAAGCACAGAAACAAAGACGCCGCACAUAUCGUGCCCAUGGAAGAAUAAACCCCUACAUGUCUUCCCCCUGCCAUAUUGAGUUGAUUUUGUCCGAGAAGGAAGAGUCUGUCAAAAAGGAGCCUGAAUCACAGUUGGCCACCAGCAAAUCUAGGAAGGCUUGAGCUAUAUGUAAUGGUGCUUUCAUUGGCAAUGGCUUUAGUGGAUUCUACAAAUUUUGAGGCAUAUUGUUACUUAAUGCUAUUGGAGGUUGCAAGACAAGUUUUGCUAGUGUUUAAAUUCAAAAAGUUCAUUCAAAGACAUG
This is a messenger RNA of Coffea eugenioides, 908 nucleotides long. RefSeq names its product 60S ribosomal protein L17-2-like. NCBI's taxonomy places the organism in Eukaryota, Viridiplantae, Streptophyta, Magnoliopsida, Gentianales, Rubiaceae. Gene Ontology annotation, cellular component: ribosome; cytosolic large ribosomal subunit. The transcript is spliced from 5 exons. Gene Ontology annotation, biological process: cytoplasmic translation. The record is from RefSeq and is a predicted model, not a curated record. Bases 1 to 768 code for a protein of 255 amino acids. Gene Ontology annotation, molecular function: heme binding; iron ion binding; monooxygenase activity.